Molecule: messenger RNA, 1756 nt
Organism: Punica granatum (pomegranate)
Lineage: Eukaryota; Viridiplantae; Streptophyta; Magnoliopsida; Myrtales; Lythraceae
Source: RefSeq, a predicted model, not a curated record
ACUGAAAUUAUAGUUUUAUUUAAAAAAAAAAGAAAAAAAAGUGGAAGCUGAAAUGGCACUGAGCAGAGGAGAAGAAGAAUGAGGAAGGUUCCAUCUGGUUAUCUUCAUGCAGAAGAAAACACGCACUCUAUCCCUCUGUGUUGGCUGUAGAGAGUGAUACGAGCAGAAGCUGAGAGCUUGUUGAUCAGCAGCUCACCUUCCUAGCGACAAGCGAUCAGCCAUGGGCGGUGAGGGAGGUGAACGAGCAAGCUCCGACGGUUCCCUUUCCGAAGGAGAAUGUUUCGUUGAUAAUGAAAUGCCCCAGCUGCCUCCUCGACUUCCGUCCUCUUUGAGGAGCGGUGAGGGUGGAGCAGAGAUUAAGGAUGGUGGCUUGGCGUCUGGGAAUUCUGACGAGUCGAAUCGGGCUUCUCCUCCCGGUGGUUUGGAUUUUGAUGUCAACUGGAGGAGGAGCCAGGGUGCUUACAGAGAAAUCUUGAAGAGUUAUGACGAUACACGGGUUUGUAGAGAGAGUUUGGCUCAGGCGAAAAGCAGAAUUCUUAGCUAUUACCCUGGAGCAUGGAUCGAGGAAGUUGGUGGCACAAAAUCAUCUGAAUAUGAUGUGCCUCGGACAACUUGUCUCAUAUUAAUCGGUCCAAAAGGGUCUGGAAAGAGCAGCCUCAUCAAUAGAAUAUCAAAGGUGUUUGAAGAUGACAAGUUUACAUCAGAAAGAGCCCAAGUAACAUUUAAUUCAUCUGCGGGAGAUGGAACCCUUUUCCUCCGGGAAUACAUGAUUCCUAGAAGGUCAACAUCCUUUUGUCUUUAUGACACCCGUAGCUGGUCCUUGGAUGCCCUAGAGAAUGCUGAAAUGAUAAGACGGUGGAUGCUGAAAGGAGUUCAUGAUGGUGAGCUUGUCAUCUGGGGAUCAGAUGAUCCAGAUUUAAGGAAGAGAAUGAAGUACAAAGCUCGUCAGAAGGGCCACCCAUCCUCUGCAAUCAGAGCCGUUAAUUUUGUUAUCUUUGUUGUUGAUGGCCUAUCAGUUCUCAAAUCAAUGGAGGGGAAAGAUGAUGGAGCAUGUCCAUACAUGGAUAUGGUCGCAACUAUGUUCAACCUUCCAUACCAGUCAUUUAAGGAUGAUAGGCCUGUGGUGGUGGUAACACAUGGUGACUUACUUUCAGUCACGGAUCGUGCUCGUAUCCGUGUCCACCUGGGAGAACGUCUAGGCAUUCCUCCUGCUAAACAAAUAUUUGAUAUACCAGAAAGCUCUGAUCCACUAACAGAGUUCACAAUAAUCGACAUGAUACAUUAUUCCCUCGAGCAUGCAGAUAGAAAUCUUCCUCACAAGAAGAUAUUUUUUCCAAAGAAGGUAUGCAGAGCAUCUACUAUUUUGAGGAUUUUGUACUUCUCCAUCGUAGUUGGGUUCGCCAUCAUCUCAGCCUUUAGGCAUCGAGCACACCACCAUCGGCCCCGAUCAAAUCUUAAUAUCGAUUGGCCUUCGAUGCGACAUAUGUGGCUGGCAUAAUAUAAAUCUCAUCAAUUCCCAUCUCGUUCGAUCUCCCACCAGAAGUUCCUGUGAAUCUAAAAAAAUAAGGGUACUUUUUGUACAGCUAGAGACUGCCGUCGUACUGGGUUCAUGUAUAGCUCGUGCUCAUGUGCACAUAACACAAAACUCAUCUCUGUCUGCGGUAGCUUAUAUGGUUGAGUCGAAUGAAUCUUAGUGCCUGUUUCGUGUUAUGUACCGGUUGUUCGACUUGUAUGAGAAUCAACUGAUGUUUACAAA